Colossoma macropomum (tambaqui) is the source of this 3453-nucleotide messenger RNA. It is a transcript of the gene ensab, whose product is annotated as endosulfine alpha b. Lineage: Eukaryota; Metazoa; Chordata; Actinopteri; Characiformes; Serrasalmidae. The record is from RefSeq and is a predicted model, not a curated record. Gene Ontology annotation, cellular component: cytoplasm. Gene Ontology annotation, molecular function: protein phosphatase inhibitor activity. The coding region runs from base 126 to 479 and encodes 117 amino acids. The transcript is spliced from 3 exons.
CUGAGGCUAGUUCCUCUCUGGCGUUAGCGCACACAGUCCGUGGGCGGGCGAACCAGACUGGAAAAGCUGCGAUUAUCCCUCGCAGAGCUCGCAUUUUUAUUUCUUUCUUUCAAGGUCGACCAGCAAUGUCAUCGGUUAACCAGGAUACCGAGACGUUAUCGGAGCAGUGUGGUGAGACACAGGAAUCUCAAGACCCUAACUCAAAUCCUGUGAAGACAGAGGAGGCCAAACUAAAAGCCAAGUAUCCUAACUUAGGCCAAAAGCCAGGAGGAUCAGACUUCUUGAUGAAAAGACUUCAGAAAGGACAAAAGUACUUUGAUUCAGGGGACUACAACAUGGCCAAGGCAAAGAUGAAGAACAAGCAGUUGCCAGCAGCGACUGGUCCAGAAAAGAGUAUCGUCACCGGAGACCACAUUCCAACUCCGCAAGACUUGCCGCAGAGAAAGUCCUCUUUAGUCACAAGCAAACUGGUUGGCUAAUCACUACCUCAGGUCUUGAGUGACCCCGUCCCCAACCUUCUCUCCUCAGCUUCCAAGCUCCACCGGGGUUAGUUGCGCACUAUUUGCUUUAUAUUUGGGGUUGUAAGGCUUAGGUUAACCUCCUCUUCCAUCUCAACAGCUCUAGCCUGAUCCACCACCCUCUGCCCCCCUCACUGACCCAGCCCCACACAUCUGGGUAGGGAGCAAUCAGUUCAGUGAAGGGCCAGUCAAGGUGAGCGGCCUCUCUGGACUAUAAUGCACUUUAUGAUCUACUUACCCUCUACAUGAAUGAGAUCAAACUCUUUGUUCAAAACCGUGGAGACUACAGAAAUUCUAGUUAGAUGCCUAAUCAGUAUACCAAUGUCAUUUACAAGUUCAUGGAGACGAUUCUCUUUGUUCUUUGUUAUAAUCAGCUUACGAUUGUUUUGUAAUAGCUUGUAGAAAUCAUGUAGAUUUGGCACCAAAUGCAUGUUGGCAACCUCUGUAAUUGUUCAUUCUGAUCUGAUGAUAUAAUGUUUGUGCUUACAAUUUUAAGUUACUAACAUCUAUCUGCACAUCAAUGGGCUAAAGUUAUUAUGGGAGUAGAGCAAAAUGUAUAUUUAUGUGCCAUGAUAAUCAAAAGUGCUUAAAUUAAGGAACUGACCCAGCACAAACCUGAAUAUGUUCCUGAAGCUUCAGGGCACCUGAUUUCACAUGGUUUAGCAAAACCAUGUAGCCUUGUACUGAAUGGAUAUGUGGAAUAGCUCAGGCUCAUUUAGCUUGGGCAUUGAUAUACUUAUUGACCAUAAAUACUAUUGUAAAUUAUUUGUUUUUUUUCUCUGCAGUAUGGAACAGGCCAGGAAUUAACAGCAAAGUAGUUAUGUGUUGAACUGAGAAACUAAGAGGCUACACAGGCAGGAUGAGAAAUUGUAUGUGAUGAUUUUGAGUAAUUUAACUGAAUGGCUGUAUCCAGCUAAGAACUGUCGGCAUAAAACUCGUUAUCCUGGCGUUUACAUGUGUAGAUUUCCAACCAGGAAUAAGUUAAAUGAGGGAGGAGAUUUUUAGCUGUAACCUAGCUUUUGCUCUAUGGGACACCAAAGUCUGAGUUCAGAUCUUGAUGAAAGAAAUCUUAAUUUGGACUUAAUUAAAUACUAAAAUACACCUAAACCAGAGGGCAGGAUAUUAUUCCCUUAACUCUUAUUAUAUUGCAUUCCCUUAACUCUAGUUUAAAACCCUCUUUGAAUCAUUUCUCACGUAUGGGGUAAAUCAUCAAGUAAUCUUCAAGAACAUAAGAUCUCAUUGUACAUACAUUCAGUAUAUAUUCAGGGAAGAACACACUUUAACAACAUAGUUAUAUUCAUCAUCUGCAUAAGAAGUGGGAUUCUUUGUAAAAGUUUCAUGCUCCUCACACCCACAAGAAAGGCGAUGAAUGUUAUAAUUGUCACACGUAAGUUUGUUGUUGCUGUUAAUGUGGUGGAGGAAGGAAACUUGCAGGACGAAAGGUACGCUUUCUUGAGUGGUUGUUUAAGUCUGAAUGUUGUGUUUAUUUGAAUUAUGUACAUUGUACCAUAUCCUCUAUUAGCUGCUCCCAAAUUGUAAAUAGACAGUGCUUUUAUUUUAAUAUUUGUAAUUUGGGACCCACAUGAAAUGCAUGUGCCCUUUGCUGAUCACUCUGUAUGUCUGUAAACUUUUUUUUUUGCCCCCAUUGUUAUAAAAGGUAUCACUUUAGGUACCUUAUUAUACUGACCCACUGCACUGACCUCAUAUUUAUGUUUUUAUUGCAUCAUUUCCAUUGAUGUGAAAUCUGCCCAUCACAUCCUGGUCUGAACUACCCUGCAAAAAAUGUUGCAAGUAACAAAAUUGCAAAGUGUCAAUAUUGCAGUUUUGCUUAACUGGAAAACUGUAGUUUAGGGCAUACAUAUAACCGCUAUUAAUAAUGAUUUUAUCCUGGGUAAGCUUGUAGUGUAGCAAGCCCAGUUUCUCCAAUUACAUUGUGGCCAAGAUACAAAAAUACACAUAUACAAAUUUCUGUUCUUUUCUGCACGCAAAUGUGACGGAAGUGUCCGCAAUAAACUCUAACAUGGAUAAUAUGGAUCACCAUGCAGGUGAAAUCAUGAACUGGAAGUCUGUCUUUUUGUUUGUGUGAGUGUUCAUGCAUAAAACAAAACCACGUAUCAUUUUGAUCAUUUAUUUUCAUGGCACCUUGUUUUCUGUGGGGCCCUUCCUGAACGUGUCAGUAUUUUGUUUUUAUCUCAUAACCAUGUUUAUUCUCUUUUUUUCUUUAUUUCUGCAGUUAACUAGUGUGUUUUCCUCUGUACAAUUUUCUUUCUAUUAAUAAGAAUAUUUGUAAUGUUUUUGUUUUGUUCUAUUUUUUUGAAGAAUAGGUUGGAUUACAGAUGUAAGGCAUAUUCUCUUGACUAGAACGCUUAAGGAAAAAGUCCAGAUGGUGUAUACUAUCAUUAUUAUCAUCACAAACAAUUCGUAUCUAUAAUCUGGUUUCAUAGCAUUUUAUUUUAUUUUCAUUUGUGUGGGAAUUUUAUAGGAAAUGGCCAUGUAAUUUUCUUUGGGAAAAACUGCUUUUAGAAACAAGAAGAACUCUCAUGCAAAUAUUUUAUCUGAUUUGUUAAAACCUCUUAAUGCUUUUGAACAUAGAAUUUCACCUCACUGCAGCUUUAAUGUGAAUUGCCUCUCACACUGCUUGGACAUUUUGGAGUACCAAUACUGAUGUUAACUUUGAGUAUCAGUGUAUUCAGUGCUUUACAUGCACAAAAAGACAUGCAUGCACCAUACGCCUGUGUGUUUAUGAUUUAAGAAGACUGCACAUGAUUUUUGGGUUUGCUCUUGAUGAAAUAACACAGAAUUAAAAGAAAAGAGACAAGUGAUGAGGUGUGGAAAAGUGUCAUAAACUAAUGAAAUUAAACAGGUUCUGAAAGGUUGUGGGCGAAGAACUGAACAUUUUUGCCUGAAUCUGAAAUAAAGUUUUACAUUGACAUGA